Molecule: messenger RNA, 525 nt
Organism: Rotaria sordida
Lineage: Eukaryota; Metazoa; Rotifera; Eurotatoria; Philodinida; Philodinidae
Source: the annotation of a GenBank genome assembly
AUGGAAGACACAUCAUCGAUGGUGAUGGACAAAACAGCAUUUGCUGCCUAUCGUGCAUUACGACAAGUUGCAGACGAAUAUAAAAUAAAUGUCGAUCCGCCGCGAAUCGUUUUUGUUGGUGAAACAUCGACAGGCAAAUCAAUGUUGGUGCAAAAUUUUCUCGGUUUUCCUUGCACAUUUACUAAUGCAGGUGUAGCCACUCGAUGUCCUGUUGCCUAUCAAUUGCGUUAUAAUCCAAAUGCGAAAGUUCGACAUGUUAUCAAACCUGAAGGCAUUGAAAUAGAAGAACUUGCCAAACAUAUUGGAUUACAUAUGAAACGUAUUGAGAAAGAAUCUCAAUUUUCACUUGAGCCUUAUUACGUUGAAAUUGAAAGCAAUAGUUAUCCAGAUUUAGAAAUUUUGGAUGUGCCAGGUCUUGUUGCAGGCAAAGGAGAUGCUAACGUACGAGAUGCGGUAGAAAGAAUGAGUUUUAGUCCUCUUAACAUUGGUAUUUAUACAAGAUCAUCUUAUGAGCGAUGGACCUGA